UGAAACCUGAUCUGUCUGAAGACCGUGCGUUGCUAGUCAGUGGGUUUAUCUGAAAGCGUAUCGUCUUCCUGGGUCGCUAAUCUAAGAAUGGACUUUCUCCUCAUCCAUCAACGAAACCGGCCAAUGAAAGCGACGAUGCCGGCACAUUUAUGACGCUAAGCUUCUUUUUUUCUUCCUCCCAGUAUGCCGGACUUCGAACAUCAUUAAUGCGAUUCGAUGGAUCCAGGUAUUCCGAGAGCCCACUACAUAUGCUAGGCGAGGAAGUCUGGAGAACUUACCAUGUAACGGCCUCGGCGUUGAGCCGGUGUUCGCAGAACAAGCUGAGCGUAGAAGAAAAAUCAGGUGAUGACAGUGGUUCUGGAAUCUUGAUAAACGCGGCCGAGCGGGACUACGUUUAUUUCCUCGCUACGCCGCAAAUCUCCUAUCACAUCCCCAUUGACUGCGGCAUAAUCUGGCACAACAGGGACAUUGAAUUCUUUCGUAAUAUACCUUAACACGGAAUUUCGCGAUUCUAAUACGAUUUAUCCUAUGCAUCCUAUGGGCACGGUGUCUAAGUGAGAAUUAGGCAACGGUCCGGCAGUUCCAAGACCAUCAUACAGUCAGAAGGCCACGCUAGCUACGAUGCGCAGGGUCAUAUCUUCGGCAACUACCAGCAGUAGUUGGCGGAGUAGAGACACUACAUUGCCUAUAGGUGGUAGGACGAUGUCUACCAGUAGCUGGACUACGGCAAGCUUAUCGGAUGGCGGAAGCAAUGAGGGUCUGUUCUUUACCUCGCUUAACUCUCUUGCGCCCAUUACGAUCGUGAUGCUACACGUCUUGUUGACCUCUCAUGUUGAAUGGCAACAUUGCUGGCCCAAGCUAUCCGAAUACCAUCUUCUCAUACCCGAUUUACCGCAGCACUCGCGCUCACGCCAUAUUAAACCUUUCUCGUUUGUCGUAGCUGCUGAUCUCGUGGCCGAAAUAAUCCGGGAACAUGCUCACGACGGACGGGCACAUCUCGUUGGAUUAUCAACGGGUGGAUUUAUAGCAAUGGAAAUUAUAAAACGGCAUCCAGAUGUUGUUCUGAGCGCCUUCUUAUCGGGCGCUACUCCAGUCAACGACUUGUGGAAGAGCAUAAACUCCCAGCCGAAGCUUGCUUAUAUAGGGCUAUCGGUUCUACUACAUAGCCCGAAAAGAUGGCUGCUCAAAGCAACAGGAUGGGCUCCAGAGUUUCAAAAUGAAAACCUUGUGAAAGAAAUCAAGCGGAAUAACACAUCAGAAUUGUUCGAAGCAGGGUCUCGAGACACUGCUAAUUGGAGCAGAGAUGACAUGGUAGAAGUUGGAAAGAAGGAUAAGAGAGUCGCCCUAGUCGCUGGAGGCAAGCAGGAUAAUGUUUUGGGUAUGAGAGAAAUGGGAAAGUUGUUAGAGUCAUUAGGCACGAAUGAUGGAUCCUCUAUUGUUCGCUAAAG
Messenger RNA from Daldinia decipiens, 1448 nucleotides. Its product is annotated as Alpha/Beta hydrolase protein. The record is from RefSeq and is a predicted model, not a curated record. The coding region runs from base 622 to 1446 and encodes 274 amino acids. The transcript is spliced from 2 exons. Lineage: Eukaryota; Fungi; Ascomycota; Sordariomycetes; Xylariales; Hypoxylaceae.